Molecule: messenger RNA, 2865 nt
Organism: Clonostachys solani
Lineage: Eukaryota; Fungi; Ascomycota; Sordariomycetes; Hypocreales; Bionectriaceae
Source: the annotation of a GenBank genome assembly
AUGCCGAUCAUAAUUGGGAUAGACGUUGGGGGUACCAACACAGAUGCCGUGGCCAUCGAUCUUACUUUGAGUGAGACCGGGCCCGCACAAAGCAUCUUGAGCACGACAAAGACUCCUACUACGCCUGACACCAGCCUUGGCAUCAACACGGCCUUGAGAAAGAUAUUGGGUGACCUUCCGGAAGAGGCCAGGGACGAUGUUAUUGCUGUCAAUGUUGGCACCACUCACUUCCUCAACUCCGUCAUUGAGAAAGACAGAAGGAAACUAGCCAAGGUCGCCGUAUUGCGUCUUGGUGGACCAUAUGGCAGGGAAGUGCCUCCAUCUGCCGGCCUUCCGAAUGACUUAAGACACAUUGUCGAAGGGUUCAGUGCAACGUUGCCAGGCGGCCUGGAAAUUGAUGGGAGAGAAAUAGAGGCCGUGGACGAAGCCAUUGUCAGGAAGACGGCUGAGGAGAUCCGGGCCGCGGGCAUCAGGAAUAUCGCCAUCAUUGGCAUCUAUUCCCCAAUAGACUCAUCCCUACACCAAGAGGAGCAUGUUUCCGAUAUCCUCCGCUCAGUCCUUGGAGAAGAUGUCAACAUCACUCUCUCGCACAAGGUCGCCGGCGUAGGCUUUAUCGAGAGGGAGAACGCCACGAUCUUGAACGCCACGAUUUUACCUUUUGCCCGGAAAACAAUUGGCCAGUUUCAACGAUCAAUUCGCGAACUUGACAUACCUGCAAAACUAUUCCUCACGAGAAAUGACGGUACCCUUAUCAGAGCAGCAGAUGCUGCAAGCCUGCCCGUAUCGACAUUUCUAUCAGGCCCAACAAACUCUUUAACCGGCGCGGUAUUCCUCGCAAACACUCAAGGCCGCAUUGAUCAGGGGGCUUUGGUCCUGGACAUUGGUGGGACAACCUCUGAUGUCUGCGCAGUAGAGCCAUCAGGCUUGCCGCGUCCAGCGGCUGCAGUCUCUUAUUUUGCAGGCGUGAGGACCAACUUUGCCGUCUCGGACCUCCGCAGUAUCGGCCUUGGGGGAGGCUCGCUUGUUCAAGUGACUGACUCGGGUGAGGUAGCCGUCGGACCCCGAUCGGUAGGAAAGGACCUCAACACUGAGGCUCGAGUUUUUGGAGGCCAGGUUUUGACCGCAACGGACAUAGCCGUAGCCUCCGGGCUGGAAGAGCUGGGAGAUAAGUCGCUGGUCUCAGAUGUUCCGGCAUCUGUGAUCUCGCAGGCCAGAAAAAGAAUCCAGGUGCUGUUGGAAACAGUCAUCGAUGAGAUGAAAACCGCCGCGACGGAUAUUCCCGUUAUCCUUGUGGGAGGAGGUAGCAUCCUCUGCCCGGAGUCCGUCAAAGGCGUGUUCGAGAUCUUACGGCAUCCACUCGCCCACGUCGCAAACGCAGUCGGUGCAGCAAUGGCGAAGGUAUCUGGAUCUGCAGACGCAAUCGUGCAUCUCACCACCAGUCAGUCAGAAGAGCAGGCAGUUUCUCAAGUUCGAGAGCAGGCGAUCCUCAACGCCCGCCUUGCCGGGGCCGAGAACCCUCAGAUUGUGGAGGAAACUAUUUUACCGGUGCCGUAUACUAACACGAGAUCGUCACAUAUCAGUGUUCGGGCAGUUGGGAGGCUGUCAAGGACUGGCCAUGACACCCUGAAAGAGAAUUCAGCUCUGGUCAACAGUGAUGGAGUUCUCGAGGUGGAUGAAGCAGAAACAUCUCCUUCGCCAAGUCCAGAGAUUUCUCCAACGUACGAGACUGUGUCUGAAGAUACUUUUGACGUUGCAUCUUAUCGUCCAAAAAUUACAAACAGCCGAUGGCUUCUUUCUCCGCUCGAUCUUGACUUCAUCGCCGAAGGCUGCGCCAUACUCGGCUGCGGCGGUGGGGGAGAUGUCUACGCAAGUCAUCUCAGUGCUAAGAGGAUUCUGGCUCACGGUGGCUCGGUAGAGGUUAUCCCCUUGGAUCUGCUACCGGAUGAUGGUGUCAUUCCAGCAGUAGCGGUGAUGGGCUCACCGAGUACAUUUUCCGAACGUCUUCCUUCCGGCGAGGAGCUGAAGAAUUCGGUGACCGCUGCCUUGGCAUCCCAGGGUCUAACCAUCAACGACCUCACGGCAAUUAUGAGCCUCGAGAUUGGAGGCUCAAAUGGUAUGCGUGGCAUCCAAGCCGCUCUCUGGACGGGGAAGCCCCUUGUCGAUGCGGACUUUAUGGGUCGGGCAUAUCCAAACCUCUGGCAGGUCACGCCUAACAACGCGGGCAUCGUGCUCACCCCGGCAGCCGCAUCGGAUGGCAAAGGAAACACUGUUGUGCAGGUCCGAGCGAGCUCCAAUCGCGAAAUCGAGGCCAUGUUGCGUGCCGUUUGCGUGCAAAUGGGACAGGCAGCGGGAAUAUCGCUCGGCAACCUGACCGGCCACCAAGUCAAGCAAUACGCGGCCCAGUCAUCGAUAUCCCUUGCAUGGAGACUGGGUCGAGCCUCGCAGCUGGCACGGCUGGAAAAACGAGACAUCGUGGAGAGUAUACUAGCAAUACACCCUGGACGGAAGCUCUUGACCGGCAAGAUCACCAGCGUUUCCCGCCAUGUGCGAGAUGGCUUUACGGAGGGAUCUGCGAAGCUCACACCAUUUGGCGUGUUUGGAGGAGAGGAGAAGAUAUCAUCGACCUCUAAGGACAUCAAGGUCGAUUUCCAGAACGAAAACAUAAUUGCGUAUCAUGUGGAGAGUAAAGUUGCCUUGGCCAGCGUCCCUGACCUGAUAUGCUUGCUCGAUGCUGAAGACGGCAGGGCGCUGGGCACUCAGGACUAUCGUUAUGGAUUACGAGUCCAUGUUGUGGUUCUUGCCGGUAGCUCACAAUGGACAACAGGAGAAGGACUGAAGAAUGGAGGACCGGAGGGUUUCGGGUAA